CCUCCUCCGCAGUGCACUUGCAGCUGAGCAGCACUCCGGACAGGACGGUCUCCUCCUCCUCCUCCUGCUCUUCUUCUUCCCUCCGUUUGUGUGUUGGUGAGGUAGUGUGGUGUUGGUGUUGCAGGGGGGUUGCACCGAGAGUCGCAUCUGACUCCAGUGUGCGGAGGGUCCCGGACAGACGCGUGAUGGUGCGGACUCAUUGAUAAAAAAAUCUGUGCAGCUGGGAUUAAAAUGAGCACCCCUGCUGAGCGGCUCUCCUCCUCCUCCACAUAGCGCUGCUCUCUCUGCUCAAGAUCUGUUUCAUGUGACUCCAGCAGGCGACGCAGGAUGACUACUACCUUAUCGCUGGUGAUUUUGUGCGCCUUGGUGGCGUUAGUGUUGGCGUCUAAGACGGAGCGGGCGGUGCUGCUGACCUGUGACUCCGGCCAGUACACCAACGGUGGAGAAUGCUGCUUGGAGUGUCCACCUGGAGAGGGAGUGGUGAAGAAAUGUGGUGCUACCCAGACCGUCUGCGCCCAGUGUCUGGACAGUGAGACCUUCUCAGAGAACUACAGUCACACAGAGCAGUGCAGGCCAUGCACACAAUGUACCGGCCUGAUGCGGUUAGAGACGCCCUGCACAGACUCCAACGACGCCGUCUGCGUCUGCAACUACAACUUCUUCUUCGACGCGAUAUCCGGCCGCUGCGAGCCCUGUACAGUGUGCCCUGUAGGAGAGGGCGUGUUUGCUCACUGUGAACACAAUCAUGACACGGUGUGCGAGGAGUGUGUGGACGAUACCUUCUCUGACCGGGAAAGCUCCCUCGAACCCUGCCUGCCCUGCGCCAUCUGUGAUGACGAAACUGAGAUACAGCUGGCCUUGUGCUCGCCAACCCGUGACUCUAUCUGCCACAAUCCUAACCUACCUACAGAUAUAUCUCCCACCUCGGACAUGGCUUCAUCUCCACCCCCCUUCACCAACUAUUUCCCACCGGACGGCUCCGACAGCCCUUUGCCAGGUGGAGAGACGACCACAUCGAGCGCUGGCUCUCCUCGCUUCCUUGGCCACGGCCUCAAUGAAAACCUCAUCCCUAUCUACUGCUCCAUCCUGGCUGCUGUGGUGGUCGGCCUCGUGGCUUAUAUUGUCUUUAAGAGGUGGAACAGCUGCAAGCAGAACAAGCAGGCAGCUAACAACCGCGCGGCUACAAACAACCAGAUGGUGACGCCGGAAGGAGAGAAGCUGCACAGCGACAGCGGCAUCUCGGUGGACAGUCAGAGUCUGCAGGAGCAGCAGCAGCAUCAGCAGCAGCAGCAGCAGCAGCAAGCCCAUGCUGAAGUCCAGACUCAGCCCUCACACUCACACACACAGGAACAAAUAGUGGUGCGGGUGGAUGGUGACCCCCAGUCUGACUCAGCUCCCCCUGAAGUCUGAGGAGGAAAAGGAGGAAGAAGAGGAGGCGUCAGAGCUGAAGACAGGGAGAGGAGAGCAGGGGACCCGAACCGUGGACCAAAAAGAAAGAAGGGGGGGGAAGGGGGGCCAGGGCCACACAGAAUGUAAAAACUGACUCCGACUCAUAUCUGAAGUGGCCACAGAGCAAAGACUUGACUUGCAUGGACCUACCAGCACCUUUGGGCUACAGUCUGACUCUUCAUCCCUGCAUAGAGUCCAACUCUAUCAGCGUGCCUGGACACAACUUCUACGGCAAUAUCAGUCACUACCUGCAGAUACAUUAUCGUAGAUAUGCCAGUGCAUCUCCUAUUAACUGAGUAGUCCAGUAUCUAAUAUUGACAUAUGACAUCAUUCUCACUAACUGCCAGCUUGUCCUUUGCCCCUUUCUAAUCUUUCUAUUUUCCCACUAAUUCCCACACCCACUUGCCAUGAUACGUAUGUGCCUAAAAGGUAAAUAGGCAGGAAGGUUCUCCAUUAUCUCCUCUUUCUUUUCAGCCUUUUUUUCCUCUCACUUCUUCCUCGGUGGCAUCCCACUCUCAGAUAAUCCGCUCUCCAUAGGAUUCGCUCUAUUAGACCCCCGCCGUCAUCUGCGAUACAAAAAGCAGCGGGGGAGCUGUGAGUCACACCCAACUUCUUCUGAAGUUUCUUGUUCUUUUCAUCAUUUAAAGACAGACGCGUUUCAUGGCAUGCUCUGUUGUAAAACGUUUGUGUCAUUGUUUAAGAUUGGCUGCACCGACUGAUACAAGUGACUCAUAUUUGUGAAGAAAAAGGUCAAUUACCGUGUAGCCCACUUGGUAAUCGACCAUUUUUUUCUGAGCGAGAUGCUUCCUCCUGCACUCCGCAGUCUUCAUCCUCCCUGUGACAUAGACCUCGUCACAGUGCCUCCCCGGUUUGUGUUUCAGUAAUUUUGUGCUUAUAAUGUAACACACCCAAAUGUUUGUCUCCUGUUUAUAGAGCAUUUACUUUCAUUUUGUAGCUUGAGGUACAUCGCUGAUUCAGCGGGGUGCCUCCACGGCCCUCUGUGGAGCCUGGAUGUGCAACAACCUUUCUGGUCUGUGGGGCUCUGCUGACUCACUGCGAAUGUGUCCAAGGGGAAGCAACAAAAAAAAAGAAAAAGAAAAAAAGAGGAGCUUUGACGUCACCAGUGACUCAGUGUACAGAGCUAAACUGGCGCUUUAAUGAAUCUGGGACUGAAAAAAUUUGCAAGAAGGGAAUCCCAUCCAUCAUAAUUUAAGUUUAACUGAGUGGAAAAUUGGGACACCCCUCAGAGGCUGACUCUCUUUUUACUAUCCCCACCGCCUCCAUCUCCACAUUCUCACUCUUGCAAUCUUGCGUGCGGCUCUGUCUGCGUUAUAGAGCCUGAUAAACAGUGUUCUGAAGCGCUAAUGCAUCGUCAUUGGUGCUCGUGUCAACACGGGGCCCAUUAGAGAGACUUCCUGACAGGCAGGUAGUAAUUACCUCAGGGUUUCAGCUUCAUUUAGCCUCUGCUCCACUCAGCUCAGCCACCUCUCAUCUGGAUUAAUGCUGCGGACAAGGGAGGGGCAGCGCGGCCCCCUUUGAAGCCUCGACGUAACAGAUCCCUUAUCCAAGUCCGACACCAUUGACAUUUACUAUAUCGCCAUGGUGAUAUAAAAGCACUUAGUCCAGGCUCACUUCUAAGGCUGGUUGGCACCUUUUAUCACACAGGACCACUUUUAUGUUGCCCCCACUCGCUGCUUGCAGUAAAAGGCAGCCGGUGUAGGUACGUUGUAAAAGAAGUCUACCGUAGCUGAUCUAGACUGCGUUUAUUCCUGCAGAGGCACCUACCUUCUCAGGGUCCCUCUCAUUGUGGUAUGACUAUGUCAAGAGAUCCGUCGAGGAUUUCUGUAAACAAUCUGUAGAUGAUUGUGUAGAUGUGUGAUAGGAUAGGUCGAGAGGUAUUAAGCAGCUGUUAGGUUCACAAAAGGAGAGUGUAGAAAGAUACGGGUUUAUAUGCCAACAUGACCAACAUGAGACUGAUGAAUGAAUGAUAUUGGAAACUCACUUAUUUGCUCUAUUGAUGAGAAUCUCUAACUCUCUCUAAGGAAGGAAAUAAGUCCACAAACAAAUAGUGAGACGUGUUUUCCUCGCCAGCUUGUAGAGUUUAGUGAGCAAAAGAUAGAUAAGAAAUGUCAGAGCGGAGACAAAGGAAAUCAUUAUAUCCUGAGUGAUGCGGCCUGGAUCGGUCACAUGGUCUCCAACACCUCGAGACGGUGAAACUUUCUCAUCUUUUCACAUGUGAUUCAGUCUAACAAGUAAAACUCUGCUGUAUUUUGCUCACAUCUCAUAUGGGCAUGUGGUGUGGACACGUGACCACACACACAGACACACACAGACACACACACACACACUACAGUGGAUGAUUCACUCCUCUAUUGAGAGAGCCAGUAUGAUUCAUCCUGAUCCUGGCUGUGGCAGUGACAUUAAAGCAGACUCUGCUACAGUAUGAGUGACCAGAGUGUUGAUUUAAAGAUAAAAAAAGAAAGAAAAACCCAACAUACUCCUCAGCUCCUUUUGCCCCUGAGGCUCCAUAAGCCCUCCAGCAGCACACUCAUCUACCCUGAACCGACUUAUUCUCUUUCUCUAGCAGCUUGUGAAGUGAGACACACAAUGUAAAGAAUGUACAACCUGAACAUAUGCAAGACACAUUCAAGGAUAAAGUUUAGGUUUGCCCUCGUUCUGUUGUUGUAAAAUUGUUUUUUUCUUUACACUUUCCUGUUUGUUUGUAUUAUGAAUAGUAUUACACUUUUGGAAUCAGUAUUUUUUCUAACUGAUAUGUUAUUUUGUAGCACUUAUUAGAUGUAAUAUGAAUGCACUCAAAGAGUGUACCACAGUUCAAGUGCCUGUGUACAGUGUCGGGUCUUUAAGUUCAGAAGUUUGGCUAUAUUUUUGGCAUUUUUCUUUCCUCCACAUAUUUUAUGUUUUUAUGUGCAUUUCUUUGAUAUUUUGAGAGCUAAUGAAGGUUUUUAGUAAACAGAAGUCAAAGCUUGGAGACGCAAACAAACUGUAUAAACCUGGCACCGAUAUAGACAGGCUGACAGUACAAAUAAGUUGCCAGUCAGCUCAUACUGUAUGUUAACAUGCUAUAAAUGCUGGCAACUAAACAGGUCAUGUAGCAUUAUGAAAACAUAUACAUGCCACCUUAGACUUCUACUCUAAAACUCACAUAUGCUAUUAGUCAAUGGAAAUCAGCUCUACUGUGCAGAUGUCUUGCAUGUACAGUAAGUUUCAUCAUGUAUCUCCAUGUCAGAGGCACCAGGACGUGUAAUUUGCAGUAACAUGAAAUCUAUGGGGAGGUUCACUGUGAUUCUCUGUGAUAUUAUUACUACAAACUCGAUCAGGACCUGAUCCUGAAAAAGCUGAAUGUCACCUGUACUGACCUACUAAUGUAAAAUGCAUUGUGUAAAUGUGAAUUUCUUAGAGUUGAUACAAGAUACAGAAAUACGCUAUAAAAUGUACAAAAACAAAAAUGAGUGCAAAUGAUAUGAACAUCCAUAAUACAAUAAACAGAGAUGUCAUUG
Seriola aureovittata is the source of this 4967-nucleotide messenger RNA. RefSeq names its product nerve growth factor receptor a (TNFR superfamily, member 16) (gene ngfra). Gene Ontology annotation, biological process: Rho protein signal transduction. Bases 328 to 1410 code for a protein of 360 amino acids. The transcript has 6 exons. Gene Ontology annotation, cellular component: cell surface; plasma membrane. Lineage: Eukaryota; Metazoa; Chordata; Actinopteri; Carangiformes; Carangidae. The record is from RefSeq and is a predicted model, not a curated record. Gene Ontology annotation, molecular function: death receptor activity; nerve growth factor binding; coreceptor activity.